This is a messenger RNA of Pelobates cultripes (western spadefoot toad), 5005 nucleotides long. Lineage: Eukaryota; Metazoa; Chordata; Amphibia; Anura; Pelobatidae. The record is from the annotation of a GenBank genome assembly.
GCGGAGAUCCGGCGGCUCGGGGAGGAGCAGCCCUGCACAGCCAGACUGAGCACCGAGAGAGAGAGCAGAAACAAAGAGAAGGACUCGGAGACAGAGAGCCCUGGGUAGGGUGGAGGCAGGAUCCGGGGUGUCUGCCCCCUCCACCCGAGCUGCAGGCAAAUACCCCACCCUGGGGUAGACAGCACCCCCGGACCGGAUGGAGGUAGGAGGGGGGCGGUGUAUGGGACAGGGCUGUUUGUAUACAGUAAAGCAGACACUGAUUUCCCUGCAUACAUGACACAUGCACACACAGUAUGUACCGGGAGGGACGGGGACUGCAUGCCAUGUCAUACAAACACCAUGCCCCUUACAUACUGGGGUAUCUAUAGUACACUACAACUCCCAACUUCAUUCACCAGCUAUAAAACUGGCAAAGCAUCAUGGGAGUUGUAGUUCUGCAGCAGCUGGAGUUCUCCAGUGACCAGCCCUGGUCUGCAGUGCAUGUGUGCAGGGUCCAGGGAAGGCUGUGCACACUGCUGUCAGGGCUGGCUACAUGGUGGGUUUAAUGGGCAGAGUUGGCACUUCCCAAUCUAGGGGUCUUGUUAAAGUGAGACAGUCAGAGACGUGGGAUCCCCUAACCAGCAGGUACACAUGGAGACAGAGCUAGAUCCCCAGCUGUUCUGCCACAGCUGGGGGCACCCUGCCUCCUCCCCCUCCUCUGUGUGAUGGAGGAGGGCUGCCUUGCACACAUGUGCACACAGGUCUGGUUUGUACACUGCUGCCAGUCACCUCCUCCGCUGCAGUCCCAGCUGCAAAAGAUCCCCCCCACUUCCCCGGGGUGGGGUCUCUGGCCUUGCUCUGCAUGUCACUUUACUAUCUUAUUGUAUGUGUGCUCUCAGCCCCCCUGUGUACGUGUGCAUGGUCAGGCACCAAUGGCUGGAGCUGACCUGUCUCUGCACACAAAAUAAAAAAAGGGGGAUUGAGGGGGUCUUCAGUAGCACAAAGAGCAAGGGCUAUGCAGGGGAGGAGGAAGAGGGUAAUAAAUCCACAGCAAUGCGCAUAAAAAUCCAGAUUGAGAAAUCACCACAACCCCAUGCAAAUAAAGUGGUAUAUUACAGGCCACAGCUGGGCUCAUGUUACAAGUAGGGUAUGUGAAGGGUUAAGUCAUAGCUGACUGCUGUCAGGCCCUGUAGUUUGGAAAUUGAUAGGUGUGCUCUGCUAACUGGUGAGUGAAAUGUGACAGUCUGUUUUUUGGUGUUGCUUGGUAUGUAUGUAUGCAUACAUUCAUUUCAGAUUUAGUAGGUUACUUUAUACAAGCAGGCAUACAGUUUUACUAUAAGUUAUAUAUAACAUUGCAAUGCAAGAGCUCAUGGCCUCUCAACCUGUGUUUCCAUAAUAUUGGGCCAAAUCUGUCUAGGUGCAAAUAAAAUGUGUUCAUGAGGAACGCUUGUGGCUCAGUAAGUGAUCUGUCAGUCCAUGCAUUUUAUAAGUUACUGAGAUUUUUGUUGGCAACUGUAAAGUAUCUUGAUCAUUAAGGUCUAAGGGGUAUUUGCUUUAGUUUUUUUUUGUUUGUUGUUUUUUUAAUUAAAAAUCCAUGCUCCCAUUAAUGCAGACAAUUCCAGCAAGUUGAUAAACUCAGCAGACAUUGUUUGAAGUAGACAGUUUCCAUAUAUUGGCAUGGAAAACCUGCAGCAGACCAUAGCUCCUGUGCUAAUAGAAAUUGGAUUCUAGACAGACCAAGCCCAUAACUUACACUGUGUUUUGCAGUGCAUAAUAACUUCUGUGUACCGGUAAUUUUGAAUUUCCAAAUGGAGGACUGGUAUAUUGAUUUGCUGACAGCUGCAAGUGAAUGUAUUUUUUUAGAUUGCUUAUAUUGCCUAUACUGUUUUUUUUAUUUUUUUUAUGUCCUAUGUAAUAUCUUAGUAUAAAUGUUAUCACUUUCUUAUAUAUAUAUAUAUAUAUAUAUAUAUAUAUAUUCUCUCUCCCUUCCCCCUUAAUAUUGGUUGCUAGAAUACACAGGCUAUUAAAUGGUAAUAAACACACGAAUGGUUGUGGCAUCAUCAGUGGCUUCCAUACCAGUUUAUUAUACAGCCGAGGUCAUCUUCAUUUUUUUUUUUUUUUUGUGUGUGGGUGAUUAGAGAUAUUAUGAUCCUCUUGUAUACUAGAUUCAUUUCACAAUUAGAAGAAUAAAUAAAAUUUAAGUUGCUUAAGCAUUGAACCAAAAAAACUGAAUUUGUGAGAAUUUGUAAAUUGUUUUCUUUUUCUCUUUUAGCCCAAGUUUGUGUAUGUGAUGUAAAGAUACAUGUUAAUGAAAAUUGGAUGCUGCUUAUGCUGAACAUUUAGAUUAAUGCUGUGUUAAUCAGGAGCUAGUCCUCUAGUUGUGAUGAAACUGCAGGUUUGCUGAUUCUCAGCAGUUCUAAUAAAAGAAAAAUACGUUGGUGGCAGGCAGAGCGUCAUGUGAGUUGUAGUUCUACUUUAACUGUGAAGUUUUUGUUCGUUAACACUGAUUUAUAGUAGAAUGAUUAAUUAAUUGAAACUUAGAGCACUGACCUACUAUAGGCAGAAUUUUAAAUGCAUAGACCACAUGCUCCUUGUUUUUCUUUUGCUCAAGGUCAGGAAUUUGAACUGGAGCUAAAUUUUUCCUUCAGCUAUAUUCCCAAGCCUGGGAAAUGCAUUUGUUUUUGCAUGUUGUUUUUUUAAAGGGUCUCUGGCUUUCACACGUAAUGUGACUUUCUCAUUUACAUCUCCUACUCAUAUUUUUUUCUAAACAUUGUGCUAGUUGAAUGGUGGCUCUAUAUAAAAACUAAAAUUAAAAUCCCACAUGCAGUUACUGGCUGGCCUCCAGUAUUGCCCAAGUGAAGUCCCAUGCGUGGCACGGCCACAGAUUGCAUCCUCUAAUCCAAAUCAAAAUGCUUUUGAGACAGAUCUGAAAUACUACAGGUUAAAGUGAGAGCACACAUGACUGUCCUGUGUGGCUACAUGAUGUGUUAGUAUCCUCAAAUCCAUGGCCUUUUAGAUUAAUAUAAAUAAGUACAGGUAAUAGUUCUUGGGUUAUUAUACCUGUUUUGUGCUCUGUUAUUGUUGACAAAUACUUUACAAUAAAUUUUAACAUUGUAUUUUUUUUACCAGAUAUUAAAGGGACCCUAUAGUCACCUGAACAACUUUAGCUUAAUGAAGCAGUUUUGGUGUAUAGAACAUGCCCCUGCAGCCUCACUGCUCAAUCCUCUGCCAUUUAGGAGUUAAAUCCCUUUGUUUAUGAACCCUAGUCACACCUCCCUGCAUGUGACUUGCACAGCCUUCCAUAAACACUUCCUGUAAAGAGAGCCCUAUUUAGGCUUUCUUUAUUGCAAGUUCUGUUUAAUUAAGAUUUUCUUAUCCCCUGCUAUGUUAAUAGCUUGCUAGACCCUGCAAGAGCCUCCUGUAUGUGAUUAAAGUUCAAUUUAGAGAUUGAGAUACAAUUAUUUAAGGUAAAUUACAUCUGUUUGAAAGUGAAACCAGUUUUUUUUUCAUGCAGGCUCUGUCAAUCAUAGCCAGGGGAGGUGUGGCUAGGGCUGCAUAAACAGAAACAAAGUGAUUUAACUCCUAAAUGGCAGUGAAAUGAGCAGGGUGACUGCAGGGGGAUGAUCUAUACACUAAAACUGCUUUAUUUAGCUAAAGUAAUUUAGGUGACUAUAGUGUUCCUUUAACUAACAAUCCUGUCCCUUGACAGAUUCACCUAGAAUUCAAGAGCAAAGGCCAAACGUUUGGAUGCAGGCAACAUUCUCAGUGAUGACACAGAGAUACAUAGGAUUAAUUACGAAGCAUCAAAUUGUGUCCAGCCAAAAUACGAAUGUAAAAAAUGACGCUAAAUUAGCCAAGCUGUGAAUGUAGCUGGGUGGGAGAAUUUUUUCCAAAUCAGCCUUUUAACUUCAAUUUUGCCUAUUUAGCACGAUUUGGUGCUUAGUUAAUAACCACAGACACAGUUUUAUCAUAUCAGCCACUCUCCCAUGCGCAUAAGAAAUGACAAAUUGAUUAGCUGCACACCUUCACAAACAUACAAUUUAAUGUAUUCUCCGUUACACUAUUGAGGAAGUGGGUGACAUUGGUGGCUGAAAUAUUCUCUCAAUAGAGUCUAGUGGGGAACCUGCUGCUUUCACGAGUAGUAAAGAUCCCAUUUUUGUUCCUCUUGUGUAGCCUCAUUCUUGGUUUGCAGUGCUGGGAGGAUAUGAUAAUAUUUCCUUCUGAGCUGUGAGUUAGAAUGCUGCAUUGAAUUGUUAUGGAUCCCUGAGGCUGCUUAAAAACACUUAGACAGCAAAUUCUCUUGCAGAUCAUGAAGUCCGAUCACAAAAUCUUUUGACCGGCUGUGCCUUAGAUUCUCUGUGCCUGUCCCAUGUAUGUGUCACCACAAGUUUGUUAAGCUUGGUGCCAUUCGCUAUUUAGUGGCUUCUUAUUGAUUGCACCAUGCAGAAUUAGUUCUUCAGGCCCAAGGCAACUACUCAAGCAAAAGGUUUACUGUAGCAAUGGCACUUUGUCUGAUGAGGCAAAGGCUGCAUUGAAACUGGGAUAAUUCUGCUAUAAAGGUUGAGUUACCAGGCUACUGUCAGAUAUCUCAAAAUACGGUUAAGGACCAUUGAUAUACAUGCUAUUGUAUAUGUACACACUAUUUAAAGCUUUGUGGCUAGGAAACAUUUAAGGUCAAGUGGCGAAUAUCAUGUAAUAUGCAGUUUUGGUGUUCAAAUGGUUAAUAAACUUGCUAUAAAAUGUAAUUAUAAGAAGGUAAACUAAUUGACUUAAAAUCACAUGGCUGGAGUAGAAAGGAUAAUGGUAUUUGUGUAGUUCCUCAAAGUGCAUACAUUGUGUACCAUAUGGAAAUUGAAAGGAAUGUAAAUGUAGUUUGAAUUUGAAUAUUUGCAUGUGAUGAUCUGAUGGAACGAAUCAUGCUUGCACAUACUAACGGUUGGCUUCUCAUUUCAUUUUUCCAGAUGUAUUGUCUCCUGCUUGUUCUAAAAAGAAUGCACAAUUCGAUGAAAUCCAGAUGCAGAGAUGA